This is a messenger RNA of Trematomus bernacchii (emerald rockcod), 1451 nucleotides long. Its product is annotated as SPRY domain-containing SOCS box protein 4-like. Gene Ontology annotation, molecular function: protein binding. Gene Ontology annotation, biological process: proteasome-mediated ubiquitin-dependent protein catabolic process; intracellular signal transduction. NCBI's taxonomy places the organism in Eukaryota, Metazoa, Chordata, Actinopteri, Perciformes, Nototheniidae. The record is from RefSeq and is a predicted model, not a curated record. The transcript is spliced from 4 exons. Bases 540 to 1376 code for a protein of 278 amino acids. Gene Ontology annotation, cellular component: SCF ubiquitin ligase complex.
CACACGAACGGUGAUAAUAUCCACGGGCUGCAGGCAGGAGGAACAAAGAAAGCCGUCCUUUCACUUCGUCAACACGGACACAUAUCCACGUCGGAGAGGCAGGUUUCACCGGUUCCCCUCCCUACUUUAAACACUUUAAACACUGUUAAAUGUCUCCUUGCGUCGUGAGUGCCGCUGCAUUGUUUUGCUGAGGAAAGAGGAAACUUGGCGUCGAGAGGUUUUGGUCUUUCUCCAAACCUGGAUAUUGAGAAGAUACCGCACGGAAAUAACCAGUGUGUGAAACUGUGACCUGUGCCUUGCUGUCUUGGAAGAGAUGCACUUUUCUCAGGACGCCUGCAAUCGGAUGGAUUAAAAGGAGUGUGGUUCCCCCUCGCUGAAGACGGCGUGUUUUCCUAAAGCACCUUUCCACCCCGGACCCUCUGUGUUACCACUGCACCUAUGAGGUAACGUCAGGAACCAAAACCCCCUCCCCAUUACCACCCUCAAUCCACCCCCCGUCCCCCUCUCCCCCGUGUCCCUCAAACCCCCUCCUCCCAGCCAUGGGACAGAAGAUCUCUGGCAGUAUAAAGUCAGUGGAUGUUCGCGGGGAGCCCUCGUAUCGCCCGGUACGUCGAGAACUUCGGGGUCCGGACUUCUGUCGGCCCCCGCGACUCGACUUACUUCUCGACAUGCCGCCGGCCAGCCUGGAAACGCAACUCCAUCACUCCUGGAAUCCGGACGACCGGUCGCUCAACGUCUUCGUGAAGGAGGACGACAAGCUGACGUUUCACCGGCACCCCGUGGCUCAGAGCACAGACUGUAUCCGGGGGAAAGUGGGUUACACUCGGGGGCUUCACGUCUGGAGGAUCCACUGGCCGUGCAGACAGAGAGGGACGCACGCGGUUGUGGGCGUGGCCUCCGCUGAAGCGUCGCUACACUCGGUGGGCUACACGGCGCUGGUGGGAGCGGACUCUGAGUCCUGGGGCUGGGACCUGGGCAGAAACAGACUCUACCACGACGGGAAGAACCGCCCCGCUUCCACGCCGGCGCCAACGUACCCGUGCUUCCUGGAGCCCGACGAGUCCUUCGUGCUUCCCGACUCGCUGACGGUGGUACUGGAUAUGGACGAGGGAACGCUGAGCUUCAUGGUGGACGGACAGUAUCUGGGAGUAGCGUUCAGAGGACUUAAAGGAAAGAGACUGUAUCCGAUCGUCAGCGCGGUGUGGGGGCACUGUGAAGUUACGACUCGCUACGUCAACGGACUAGAUCCGGAGCCCCUCCCCCUCAUGGACCUGUGCAGACGAGUAGCUCGAGUGGCUCUGGGCAGAGAGCGCAUCCAUCACAUUGACACCCUCCCUCUGCCGCAGACGCUCAAGAACUACCUCCAGUACCAGUGACACACACACACACACACACACACACACACACACACACACACACACACACACACACACACACACACACACACACAC